This is a messenger RNA of Ceraceosorus bombacis, 1743 nucleotides long. Lineage: Eukaryota; Fungi; Basidiomycota; Exobasidiomycetes; Ceraceosorales; Ceraceosoraceae. The record is from the annotation of a GenBank genome assembly.
AUGGCAGCUGCCGUCGCGACCGCCCACACCCCUCUCGAGGGCUAUGUCGUGAGUAAAUGCCCGAUUUCGAGCCUCCAGUAUGGCACAUCAUUCUCUCGCGCACUCAGAAUUCGAGCUUCGUGUGACGCAUCUGACGCUCUACUCGCUUUCAUCGCAGGGUUUCGAUUCCAUCACCUCUCAGAUCGAGGCUAAGCUGUUGAAGCGGGGUUUCGCGUUGAACAUUAUGGUUGUUGGACAGACUGGUCUUGGAAAGAGCACGCUCAUCAACACGCUCUUUGCUAGUCAUUUGAUCGACUCUAAAGGUCGUCUGGAGGCAUACGAGAGUCCUAGAAAGACCACCGAGAUCCACCCCGUCUCCCAUUGUGAGUCACGACUUGGAAGCCUUGCAGAUUGGUGGCCUUCGUGGGUAGGGGCGAAGAAAACCGCAUGUUGAUGAAUGGGCUGCGAGGCACGCAUUGUGGUUGCUGUAAUUGAGAUGGACAGGCAUCAUGCGGAUAGCGCGCACCUUGGUCGGCAAGAUUCGGCGAAGGCGAUGCUUCGGGCUGUUCGAAUUAGAGAAGAUAGGCCAGGGUUCGAGGCUUUUUGUGUGCGCUGGACUGGAAGGCUUGUGGGCCAGCAGGGUUGGAACGAUGUAGAGCGAGUGGCCUACCAAACGAGAGCAAGCGAGCAAUUACGUCUUCGUGGCAAGACCAGUUGCUGACGUAUCGCCCGUCUAUUGGCAUCUGCAGUGGUGAUCGAGAACGGGGUCAAGCUGCGCCUAAACAUCGUAGACACCCCUGGCUACGGAGACCAAGUCAACAACGAUGCUUGCUGGGACCCCAUCAUCAAGCACAUCAAAGACCAGCACAGCGCCUAUCUGCGUAAGGAGUUGACCGCCAUGCGCGAGCGCUACAUUACCGACACGCGUAUUCACGUCUGCCUGUUCUUCAUCAACCCGUGAGUAGCUCGAAUGCGCUGAGGCACGACCUGCUCAUGAACAAGCUAUUCAUAAUCUCCCACCUUGCUGACAUUGCGGGCUGCCUCAUCUAGUACUGGUCACGGACUGCGCCCCAUCGACGUGACUGUGAUGAAGAAGCUGUCUGAUGUUGUGAAUGUUGUACCUGUCAUUGCCAAGUCCGACAGCUUGACUUUGGACGAGCGCGACCUCUUCAAGGAAAGAAUCCGCGCCGAGAUGCAGUACAACAACAUUCGCGUCUACCCCUUCGACGACGCGGAUCUGGAGGAUGAGGAGAGGGAGCUCAACGAGCGCAUUCGCGUGAGUAUGCGUGCGAGUCAGUCAGACUCGAAAGCAGGUCGGGUGGAAAGAUUAUGAUGGGAAUGAAAUCACUGCAGCGUUCCCGCUGAAGGCAAGUUCUCACACUACCUUUUCUUCUACUGCAGGCUUUGAUUCCCUUUGCCGUCGUAGGCUCUGAGAAGCAGGUGGUCAUCGAUGGCAAGGCUGUGCGCGGGCGCAAGAACAGAUACGGAGUCAUCAACGUUGAGAAUGAGAACCACUGCGAGUUUGUCUACCUGCGCAACUUCCUGACCAGGACGCACUUGCAAGACCUCAUUGAGACCACCGCACACAUUCACUACGAGCAGUUCCGCUCCAAGCGUGAGUAGCAAAGCUUUCUGAUUGCACCUCUGCCUAGACACCUGCCUGACCGCCUCUCGAUUUCAACUUUCCCAGAACUGCUCGCUCUCAAAGAGUCCAGCACUCGUCAGCAACAAGCUCAACAGCAGCAACAGCCUAACGGCGUCUAA